AUGUCUCCACAAUGCUCUGCCGUGGACCUUCUUCACAUCGUGGUUGUUGCCAAUUAUGGCGUCCUUUUUUCUGCGACGGGACCUUUGGAGAUCGACAAGGGUACCUCCGUGGCUGCGAUGAGAGCGUCGCAAUAUAACACGUUACGCGAUGCUCUUCCUCAUUCCUGGCUCGGCCUAGCUUCAGUACCUUGGCGCCCAGCGGCCCCAAACCUGUUUUUGGUUGUGAAUUCUCUGGUCUACGCCAGUCAUACGCGGAUUCACCUCAUCCCAGAUGGCGGCGGUGAACAUCUGGAGAUAGCAUCUGGACAAUGGAUAGGUGUUGGCUAUAUUUUCGCAUGGAAAUUUCCCCACGGUCUUUUGCCCCUCCAUGGAACCCCGGAUGACUCUGUUUCUACUCAAUCAUUCUCGGCUUCUUAA
Molecule: messenger RNA, 417 nt
Organism: Guyanagaster necrorhizus
Lineage: Eukaryota; Fungi; Basidiomycota; Agaricomycetes; Agaricales; Physalacriaceae
Exons: 5
Coding region: 1-417 (138 amino acids)
Source: RefSeq, a predicted model, not a curated record